This is a messenger RNA of Suillus clintonianus, 602 nucleotides long. RefSeq lists its product as uncharacterized. The transcript is spliced from 3 exons. Gene Ontology annotation, molecular function: protein dimerization activity. Lineage: Eukaryota; Fungi; Basidiomycota; Agaricomycetes; Boletales; Suillaceae. The record is from RefSeq and is a predicted model, not a curated record. The annotation marks the transcript as partial.
AAGACUAGUACUGAAGGUGACUAAAAAAAACUGUGUUGAUAGUGUUAUUUGAUGCUUCCUGCGGCCAUGCCGUGAUAGCCCCGCAAUAUAUAUAAGUACUAAGGACUACAACUAGAGUCCAAGCAGUCAUCCACUUCUCCCGCGAGGCAUGUCUACAGCCGGCAGACAAAUCCACAGUGGCAGGAGUCGCAAAAAGAUCCUGCAGCGCCUCUACCGUUCGACCGAGGCGGACGACUUCUCGCAGCUGCGACAGAUCAUAAAAGAAUUAACGCAAGAGAAUCCGCACACACGCCACGAUAUUCUGAUGAAAGCUGCUGAGAUUAUCAGGCAGCUUGACAGAGAGUACCGUUAUCUUCUCACACGAGAACAGACAGUUUCGGCUUCAACCAGUGUUGCUAGUAGUGCUAGUUCUCCCAUCAUGCAUCACCCUGUCCCCCAUCCUACAAUACCUGCUGAGAGUUGGCCAGUGAACUAUGACCACCAAAUGAUGUUGAUGCAUUCGAGUCCAAAUAUGCCUUCUUCGUCUGUAGCGUACAGUACUGUGUAUCCUCCCGCGGAUGAGGCUGCAUAUAAUCUUGCAUAUAACAGUGGAUAUUUUCUUG